GCACACUGUCAGUUGUUGUGAGAUCUAAGGCAAGUAGGUCACAUCAUUUUAGGGUUUUGAGUAGCCUAACUUACCAGGGAAAAUAUCCCCAACACAUCUACGCUAUAUCUAGCUCAGCUGUUUUGCUUUUUGUGUCAUUUUGAUUGAUUGCCAUUCUUCUAAAAGUCUUGCCUUCAGCGAUGGUGGAGGUGUUCAUAGGUCGAACUCUUCUAAACAAAGAUGGGGAUGUCAUUGAUCCAGAAGCUGCACUGCGAAACAAAGUUGUAGGUAUAUACUUCUCCGCCGGAUGGUGCCCACCUUGUCGGGACUUCACACCUAUUCUCUGUGAUUUUUACACCGAGUUGGUUGAAGAGGCCGACCCUCCUGCACAGUUCGAGAUUGUCUUCAUAUCAUCGGACAAGUCCACAGAGGACAUGGUUGAGUACUACCAUAACAUGCAUGGAGACUGGCUUGCUCUGCCGUGGACAGAUCAAUAUAAACAUGACCUGAAGAAGAGGUACAACAUCACCGCUGUGCCAAAGCUGGUGAUUGUAAAGGAGAAUGGCCAGGUGAUCACAGACAAAGGCCGAAAGCAGAUCAGAGAUCAGGGCUUGGCCUGCUUUCGAAACUGGCUAGAGGUGGCAGAGGUUUUCCAGAACUUUAAGGGGUAGCAUAGCAUGCUGUCCUCCCCCACUGCAAACUAACUCACUAAUUCCUAUUACACUGCUGCUCUUUCUAGGAUGACUGUUACUCAUUGUCUCUCAGGCAUUUAUGAGUUUAUAUGUGUACUUAUGUAGGCCUAUGCAUUGUUUAUUUCACUUCAACAUUAAGUGAAACAAUGUUUUUUAUUUAAAUACUGUGCUGCUUUUAUAUAAUUUUUUAUCUUAAAGAGUUUUUAUAAGAAAUAUUUUAGUUAUUGUUGAACUAUAAUAACCAUUUUUACUGCAAUAAAACCUUUCCUAAAAGCUUAAA
Molecule: messenger RNA, 951 nt
Organism: Alosa alosa (allis shad)
Lineage: Eukaryota; Metazoa; Chordata; Actinopteri; Clupeiformes; Clupeidae
Gene: nxnl2
Product: nucleoredoxin like 2
Exons: 3
Coding region: 180-650 (156 amino acids)
Biological process (GO): photoreceptor cell maintenance; sensory perception
Source: RefSeq, a predicted model, not a curated record